Aspergillus thermomutatus is the source of this 897-nucleotide messenger RNA. RefSeq lists its product as uncharacterized. The transcript has a single exon. The record is from RefSeq and is a predicted model, not a curated record. The coding region runs from base 1 to 897 and encodes 298 amino acids. NCBI's taxonomy places the organism in Eukaryota, Fungi, Ascomycota, Eurotiomycetes, Eurotiales, Aspergillaceae.
AUGGAGCCCCCGGCACAAUCUCCCUUGAAAAACCUUCAGUCUGCAUCUUCGGAGCCCUCGACUGCUACGUUCAACUCUGGAGAUGCGGCGGCGCAACUAGUGGAGGGACUGCAGCACCACCCAUUUACCAGUAGUCAGAGUUUACACAUGACCUUGGAGAAGCGUCGCCAGGCCCUUGAGCAAGACAAAACCCGCGAUCAGUACCUCCUUUUCACGGCUGUCCCCCCGGCCGUGUUCUCCAGACUGAGCGAUGAUCGGUCGCGGACAAGCAAGCUCAGUCGAUUCUCUUACAGCGAAACGGGAACCCUGGUAGCGAAAGUGAUGCCCUCGCCCGAGCACCACCUGUCGGCAAGCUCAUUCGAAUUCCUAAUCAAUCUUGAGCUGCAUUCUAUGGGAUUGAGACAUGAUGUGGACUCCCUUGGUUCAGCGACAGUGACAAUUGGCACUUGGAAAAAAGAAGCGGAUUGCUGCUGGGCUCCUGCACAACAGGAUACUGAGCUAAGUUUCGUAGUCGAAGUGGGCCUCUCUGAGUCUGCUCGGCACCUGGCUCUUGAUGCUCGAUGGUGGUUGGAGGCCCGUUCCUCAUCAGUCAAACUCGUUGUCACCAUUGGUAUCAACCGGAUGAAUCCCGAGGUCAUCAUGCAGCGUUGGGAGAUACUCCCCGGGGAAUACCAUCCACUCGCAGGGUCUUCCCCUGGGUCAGCUCGCCCUUCUGCAACCAUCACGAUCUACCGGACGAAUAACACAACGUUUAUCAGCGGCGGACAGCUGGAACUGCCUUUCGAGAAGGUUGCGGGCCGUCAAGCAAACCGACCUACAGAAAGAAACCUAAUAGUUCCAGAGCAAAGGCUUCGAAAUUUUGCGGAGAAAAUCUGGAGGAAGCAAGGCUUCCUAUAG